Messenger RNA from Pneumocystis jirovecii RU7, 567 nucleotides. RefSeq lists its product as uncharacterized. Gene Ontology annotation, cellular component: mitochondrion. The transcript is spliced from 3 exons. Lineage: Eukaryota; Fungi; Ascomycota; Pneumocystomycetes; Pneumocystales; Pneumocystaceae. Bases 1 to 567 code for a protein of 188 amino acids. The record is from RefSeq and is a predicted model, not a curated record.
AUGUUAACUUAUAAUGCUUUUAAGACAAUUCGGCAGCGUUCACUGCCUAUUAAUAAGCCAAUAUAUCUAUUUCUAAGUUCUCAACAGGGUUUUAAUCAGAUUUUCAGAUUUUCUCAGCUUGCAAAGACAACAGAGAAAACAGAAGAUCAAAAUGUAUUUAAAGUACCUAAAGAAGCUCAAAUAGCAGAAAGAAAACGCUACAGAUUUUCAUAUACAUCAUUAAACGGUUUCAGUGUUGUUCCAUAUGGGCGUAGAGAACCAAUUAAAGACGCAGAAAUGCUCGAAAAAGCCAUGCAAAAGGCAGUUUUACGCUCUACAGGUGGAAAAAAUGAUGGUUCUAAGCCUUUGAUUCUUUCUCAAGACCUUAAACUCAAGCUUCGUAUUCUGCAAAUGUUGUAUAAAGAAACAGGCUAUCGGCUACCAGACCACUUUAUUACAAAAGUAAACAAUAUUUCAGGUGUUCUUAAGUACUGCAAAAGAGCCAUUACUGAGGUGAAACGAUCGAAAAAUGAUCCACUCCUCGAUCAACAGUUAUUUAAAAAUAGUAAUGUUCAAAUUGAAACAUAG